Molecule: messenger RNA, 1392 nt
Organism: Rotaria sp. Silwood1
Lineage: Eukaryota; Metazoa; Rotifera; Eurotatoria; Philodinida; Philodinidae
Source: the annotation of a GenBank genome assembly
AUGUUCUUUCUUCAUAUUUUGUACACAAUUGCCCUUGCUAUAAGUCUUGUUUUGGCUAUAUUAAUCAUAAUUUUGGUAUGGUUAUUUCAUCUUAGUGGAAUGAGUUACAGUUUAUAUAAAUUCCACCGAAAGCCAUCACAUAGUAAUCUCAAGGAACUACCAGGCGUUUCCAUAAUUAAGCCACUAACAGGAAUCGAUACAAAUUUAUAUGAAAAUUUAAAAACAUUUUUCAAUCUUCAAUAUCCUCGUUAUGAAAUUCUUUUUUGUGUACAAGAACACGACAAUGAAUUAAUUGAUAUGAUCGAAAGACUUCGAGAAGAAUAUUCAGAUGUUGACUCGAAAUUAUUUAUCGGUUCACAAAAACUUUUAUCCGGUGAUAAAUUAUUAAAAAAUGGUACAAUGGAUAUUAAAAAUCCGAAAAUAUAUAAUAUGUUACCUGCCUAUGAAAAAGCUCAAUAUCCAUAUAUAUUAAUAUCAGAUAGUGGUUUAAUGAUGCAUGAACAUACAUUAUAUGAUAUGGUUAUGUGUAUGACCGAUAAUGUUGGUCUUGUUCAUCAAAUGCCAUUUACAUGUGAUAGGAAAGGUUUUGCUGCAUCUGUUGAAAAGGUUUAUUUCGGUACACAACAUGCUCGUAUGUAUAUGACAAUCAAUUUAAUUGGUAUAAAUUGUGUUACUGGAAUGUCAUGUUUAAUACGUAAAGAAUGUAUUGAUCGCGUUGGUGGUUUACGUGCUUUUGGUCAUUAUAUAGCGGAAGAUUAUUAUAUAGCUUAUGAAGUAGCUAAACAAGGUUGGAAAUUACGUGUUGCAUCAGCACCAGCACAACAAAAUUCAGGCGAAUAUUCUGUAUCAACAUGGAUUGAUCGAAUGAUUCGAUGGUGCAAAUUGAGAAUGCGUCUAAGUCCAUUAGCUUAUUUAGAACCAUUACAAGAGUGUUUUUCAUCAGCUAUAUUAGCUGGUAUAGUUACAAAUUAUUUAUUUGAAUGGAAUGCUCUUGUUGUUGCUGCUUGUCAUAUUUUAAUAUGGUUCAUUCUUGAUUAUCUUAUGCUUCGAAUAACACAAGGUGGUGCAUUACCUUUUUCAAAAUUUGAAUUUGCUAUCGCAUGGCUUGUUCGCGAAUUUUCAUCAUUUUACAUCUAUUUUAAAGCAUUCACUGGUUCGUCAACAGUUAAAUGGCGUGGAAAAGAAUAUCGUCUUGGUUCAGGUACACGAGCAGAAGAAUUAUCUCCUUUAUCGUUACCACCACCUGCACCAUCUCUUCUUGUCGAAUCAUCAUCAUUAUCAUCUAUAUCAUCGUCAUCAUCAUCCUCUAAUUCAACAUUGCCAGUGGCUGGACCACAUCUUUUAUCUUCAUCAUCAUUAUCAUCUACCAAACAAUCAUCUCAACUUGUAUGA